This is a messenger RNA of Dioscorea cayenensis subsp. rotundata (Guinea yam), 1782 nucleotides long. RefSeq lists its product as uncharacterized. Lineage: Eukaryota; Viridiplantae; Streptophyta; Magnoliopsida; Dioscoreales; Dioscoreaceae. The coding region runs from base 1 to 1782 and encodes 593 amino acids. The record is from RefSeq and is a predicted model, not a curated record. The transcript is spliced from 8 exons.
AUGGUGUUAGUGAAGAUAAUAGAAAGGAUGAUGCUAGAUGCUGAUGCAACAAGGGUACAAUUGGGUGAAGAUGCAACUGCAUGCAGGGACACAGGGAGAGAUGAUGAGGAUGAAAAUGAGUCAAAUGCUAGUGGCCUGCAUGACUCAGACUAUAGCUUCAAUAGCAAUGAAUUUGAAGAACCAGAGGAGAAAGAUCCUGAGGAGGAUUUUGAGGAAGAUCUUGAGGAAGAUCUUGAAGAACAUGUUGAGGAAGAACAUGAGGAAGAAGGUGUUCAAAAACGAGACCAGCAACCAAUUAUUGAGGCAGACACAGAUGAAGAAAACUUAGCCCCUGAAAGGCCCAAAUAUGCUGAUUUCAAUGAAGAUACUGAUAUGAGGGAACCAGAAUUCAAAAUUGGCAUGAAAUUCAGAAGUUUUCAGCAGUUCAGAGAAGCUAUUAGGAUAUAUGGUAUACGAAAUAGAUGUGUCAUGAAUUUCAAGCCAAAUAACAAGAAAAGAUGCAAGGCUUUCUGCAGACGUGCUGGCUACCCUUGUUAUUUGUGGGCUUCACCGAUGUACAAAGACAAAGCAGCUAUCCAAAUUAAAUCUGGGAACCUAAAGCAUGAGUGCACAAGAGAUCACAAUAUUAGACACGUGAAUGCAACUUGGAUAGCAAAUAACUACCUAGAGCAGUUUAGAGCUGAUCCUUCCUGGAAAAUUACAGGGAUCAUCCAAGCAGUCAAGCUGAACCAGCAAGCUGAUAUAAGCAGACUUAAAGCAUGGAGAGCCAAAUGUAUUGCUCUCAGGAUGCUAGAUGGUGAUGAGAAGUCACAGAUAAGGAGCCUUUAUGAUUAUAGGCUUGAAUUAUUACGAACUCAUGCCAAUUCAACAAUGAAGUUCAAGUGUUCUGAAGUUGUUUUUGCAAGGAUGUAUGUAUGUUUGGGUCCACUCAAGGCUGGAUUCUUAGAAGGCUACAUGCAUAUAAUUUCUUUAGACGGGUGCUUCCUCAAGGGCUUGUAUGGUGGCCAGUUGCUGUCAGCUGUGGGAAUAGAUGCCAAUGAUAGCACAUAUCCUUUCGCAUGGGCUAUUGUUGAGAAGGAGAACAACGAGAAUUGGCAGUGGUUCUUGAGCUUGAUGGAUGAGGAUUUGGACUUAAACAAUAGCCACCACUUCGCAUUCAUGGCAGAUAGGCAGAAGGGCCUUAUACCAGCUAUUGAAGAAUUAUUCCCAUACUCUGAACACAGUUUUUGUGGGAAGAGAGACAGGGCAGGUUGUCAGUCAUCUGCAAAAGAGAAUGUGGGCAAUAAUGAUAGCAUAGAUCCUAUGGCUGGUAUUGAUCCCCAUGUCCUUAAAGAGCAUUUUGUCCAGGUUGAUCUCCUCAUCAACAGAAAUCCUGAACCUGGGCAGCUCUCACAACACCUCAUCAACAGAACUAGUAAACCUGGGCAACUUUCACAACAAAUUGAUAUUGGCCAACUCUCACAACAGGUUCAAUGCACAAUAGGAUCAGAUCCUCCUACUGAAAGAACAACUAUGGUAGAGAGAAGGCUAAAUAUGACUAAAUUACCAACUAUAAGUGGAAGAAAUAUUGCCAAUACAGAAUGCCCAUCAAAAUAUGUUGUAAAGGAAAAGGAGCAUGUGGUUCAAAUAGAUAAAGCUCGGCAGAAAAAAACUCCAACGGUCCUAAGAAUUCCUACAAUGCGGGCUCGUGCCAAUGACAAAGAUGGGGUUGCUAACAAGAAGAAAAAGAUUUGGGUGCCACCUGGUUCAAAAGGAUCUACUACUUCUGGUGAUGCACAAUAG